AUGCCACUGGUAGUGUCAGCUUCAUCUAUUAGGAAAUCCGAAAUACCGUGGGAAUCCCAGAAAUCUCAAGGUUUAUCUUCAUUUCCUUCUGCACCUCCACUUGAAUUCCAAAGCAUUCUUCCAGUAGAAACAUUCGCUCAGCUUACAGCCAUUCAUCAGAAUCAGUCAUUAACAAUACCGCAAAAAAUAGCAAAAAUCGAUGCAGUUAUGAAUGAAUUACCGAGGGAUAUUCUGCAAAGAUUACCACUUCCACCGAUAUACCGUACCCUUCCGAAAAAUAUUCAGGCACUGAUCAAAAAUAUUCAGCUCGCAGAAAAUAUUUCUAUACAUGAAAAAUGGCGAAAGAUUAAGAAUAUUAUCCAAUCGCUGCCAGAAGAUCAGCGUCGCAUGUUUCCGCAAGAGUUGUUUGAUUUUCCGCCGGUACUUUAA
Messenger RNA from Thelazia callipaeda (thelaziosis nematode), 429 nucleotides. The record is from the annotation of a GenBank genome assembly. Lineage: Eukaryota; Metazoa; Nematoda; Chromadorea; Rhabditida; Thelaziidae.